This is a messenger RNA of Panicum virgatum (switchgrass), 1069 nucleotides long. RefSeq names its product tyrosine--tRNA ligase 1, cytoplasmic-like. The transcript is spliced from 5 exons. Gene Ontology annotation, molecular function: ATP binding; tyrosine-tRNA ligase activity. The coding region runs from base 253 to 963 and encodes 236 amino acids. The record is from RefSeq and is a predicted model, not a curated record. Gene Ontology annotation, biological process: tRNA aminoacylation for protein translation. NCBI's taxonomy places the organism in Eukaryota, Viridiplantae, Streptophyta, Magnoliopsida, Poales, Poaceae.
UGUUCCUCCUGCAAAGCAGCAGGAAUGCAGGAGGAUUUAUUACAAGCCGUCUUUGUUACGGGACCGCAUCGUUUUAUCCUUAUAUUUUUGCAAUAGAAAAUAGAAAAUAGAAAGCAAUAACCGGCCCUGACCCAAACGGCCAAACCCCGGGCGGCGGAGGCCGAUCGACGUCGACGAAAGCAGGCGCGGAGGCUCCGACCUCGCCUCUAGAUUUGCAAUGCUAGAGCGGGUGUUCGGCCUUGCGAGCAAAGCAUGGAAGCGAACGCCGCAUAUGUCCGCCGCUCCCACAUGCCACCGCAGCUUCGUCGCCUCCACAGCAGGCCGUCGGAACCGGAAAAGUUCCCCGAAGAACUGCACCCGCUUCAAAAUAAUAGCGGAGGAGCUCCGCCAAUGCUGAACCGGAGCCGGAGCAAGCAGACUAAUAAUAUCAACAUGGAGAAUUCAGCGUUUGCUUCCGUCGAUUCUAAUAGGGAUACAGUUGACGUGUGUUUUGAUCAGAGGUUUGCAACACUGAAGAGCAUUGGGGAGGAUCGUGUCAACGACCUUGAGCUCAAGUUACUGCUAAAGAAGAAACUGGCCCCCAUUUGUUAUGUUUGGUGUGAUCCCUCCCCCUGGAUGCACAUUUCUCAGGGGAUCAUGAAGACACUCAGUAUUAACAAAAUGGUUAAAUCUGGUUUCAAAGUUAAAAUCCUAAUGGCAGACUGGUUUGCCCAGAUGAACAGUGAGAUUGGUGGUAAUCUAAAUAAGAUGCGGACUAUUGGCAGGUACAAUAUUGAGAUGUGGAAAGCAACUGGCAUGGCUCUUGAUGAAGUUGAGCUAGUCUGGUUGUCAGAUGAAAUAAGUCAACAUGGCGAUGAAUACUGGCCACUUGUCAUGGAUAUUGCAAGGAAGAAUAGUGUGCGUAGAAUUAGAAGGCAGACAUAUGGCUGUUGGGAAUGGAUCAGCAUGAUGUCAACUUAUUAGCUAAACAAUAUUGUAAACAUAUCAAAAGGAAGUGCAUGCCAAUUGCUGUUUUGCACAGUAUCUUUACACUUUUUUAUUGUUCCAAUUCAUUAUGUAUGCUUGUACU